AUGGCGCAAGACGAGAAGAAGCUCUCUGCGGCCGAGAAGGGCAAAGGCAAGGCAGAUGAUGUGCCAGUCGCCAAUGGAGAUGGGAAGCCACAUACCGACAAGGAUGGCAAGCCUAUACAAAAUGGCAAAGUCACAGAGGUGCCAGAUGAUGAUCUAUCGGAAGAAGACCAGCAGCUCAAGUCGGAUCUUGAGAUGUUGGUCGAGCGGCUGAAGGAAGACGACGCGAGCCUGUAUCAGCCAUCCAUCGAUUCGAUCAAGACGUUCAUCAAGACGUCGACAUCGUCUAUGACAGCUGUGCCAAAGCCUCUGAAAUUCCUCCGACCACAUUACGAUGACUUAUCUGCGCUGUACGAUAAAUGGGGUGCUGGUGCCGAUCGGGACUCUCUGGCAGACAUGCUUUCCGUGCUGGGCAUGACAUACGGGGACGAGACCAAGCACGAAACCCUCAAAUACAGAUUACUGUCCAAGUCCGACGAUCUGGGCUCAUGGGGUCACGAGUAUAUCCGGCAUCUGGCACUCGAGAUCGGACAGGAAUACCAGGUUCGACUCAACGAAGAGAAGGACGUACAAGACCUGUCAGAGUUGGCCCUGUCCCUCAUACCAUACUUCCUCAAGCACAACGCAGAAGCAGACGCGGUAGAUUUGCUCAGUGAGCUGGAAAUGAUCCAAGAAAUCCCAAAGUUCCUCGACGAGAACACAUACUCACGAGUAUGCUUGUACAUGACAUCGAUGGUCAAUCUCCUCACCUAUCCCGAAGACAUCAACUUCUUGACCACGGCUCAUGACAUCUACAUCAAGUACGGCAAGCUCGCACAAGCAAUGGUCAUUGCCAUUAGACUCAACAAUAUCGAGCUCAUAAGAAAAGAUCUCGAAUCAGCCAAAGAUCCAGCCCUCAAGAAACAGCUGGCGUUCAUGAUUGCUCGCCAGAGAAUACAGCUCGACCUGCCGUCAAACAGCGAAGAGGAGGAGACCAUAAUCAAAUGCUUAGGCAAUGUCGAGCUUCCAAACCAUUUCAAGACUCUCGCUAAAGAGCUCAACAUCCUUGAGCCGAAAGUACCCGAAGACAUCUACAAGACACAUCUAGAGAGUGGACGAGGCAGCUCUGCUGCGACCGAUUCUGCCAAGCACAACCUUGCUUCCUCGUUCGUCAACGCCUUCGUGAAUGCUGGCUUUGGCGAUGACAAGCUUAUGAUCAACCCCGGAGAAAACAGAGCAUGGGUAUGGAAGACCAAAGACGAGGGUAUGCUGUCGACUGCUGCCUCAGUCGGUAUGCUAUUGCAGUGGGACCUUGAGUCCAGUCUCGAUAGCAUCGACAAGUUCCAGCAUACCGAUGAGACUGCCAUCAGAGCCGGCGCUCUACUUGCUUACGGUAUCGCCAACUCGGGUGUCAAGAUCGACGGCGACCCGAUCAUCUCCAUUCUCAGCGAUGACGAGAAUUUUGCCAAAGGACAGCUCGCCGAGCGUGCCGCUUCAGUCAUGGGUCUAGGCCUGGCAUAUGCUGGCUCCGGCAAAGAGGACUUGCUGGAGAUCUUGCUACCUAUCGUUGAGGACAGCAGUCUUGAUCUACAACACUCCGCCAUGGCUGCUGUGUCACUUGGCAUGAUCUUCGUCGGAUCAUCAAAUCAUCAGGUCGCAGAAGCCAUUGCAACACAGAUGAUGGACGAAGAUAGACAGAAGCAGCUAAAAGGCAAAUGGGCUCGCUUUAUGGCUCUCGGUCUGGCAUUGGUGUACUUUGGCCGGCAAGAAGAAGUCGAUGUCAUCCUGGACAUCCUCAAAGCCAUUGACCACCCAAUGGCCGCCCCAACGGCCACGCUUGCGUCGGUCUGCGCGUGGGCUGGCACAGGCACAGUACUCAAGAUCCAGGAACUGCUGCACAUCUGCAAUGAGCACAUCGAGGAUUCAGAGGACAACAAGAGCGAGCAACUUGUUCAGUCAUACGCUGUCCUUGGUCUUUCACUGAUCGCCAUGGGCGAGGAUGUCGGCCAAGACAUGAUCCUCCGCCAAUUCGGCCAUCUGAUGCACUACGGCGAGCCCAACAUCCGCAAAGCCGUACCUCUCGCAAUGGGCCUCAUCUCGCCUUCAAACCCUCAAAUGAAGAUCUACGACACCCUUUCACGAUACUCACACGAUAACGACAACGACGUAGCCAUCAACGCCAUCUUCGCCAUGGGCCUCGUCGGUGCUGGAACCAACAACGCUCGUCUGGCACAGCUCCUUCGCCAGCUAGCCAGCUACUAUCACCGUGAUCAGUCAUCACUCUUCAUGGUCCGCAUAGCACAAGGUCUGCUACACAUGGGCAAAGGCACCAUGACAUUGUCACCCUUCCACACCGACCGACAGAUCCUCUCGCCUGUGGCAGCGGCUGGCCUUCUGACCGUACUCGUCUCACUCAUCGAUGCCAAGCAGUUCAUCCUCGCCGAAUGCCACUAUCUCCUCUACUGGAUCCCUCUGUCGGUGAAUGUCCGCGUCGGACAGGCUGUCGACACAGUGGGCCAAGCUGGCCGACCCAAGACCAUCACAGGCUGGCAGACACAGAGCACUCCCGUGCUGUUGGCAUACGGUGAGCGCGCCGAGCUUGAGGACGAGCAGUACAUCUGUCUGAGCGCUGCGCUGGAAGGGCUAGUUAUCUUGAGGAAGAACCCGGAGUGGGAAUCUGAAGAUACCACAACCCGCUAG
Messenger RNA from Cyphellophora attinorum, 2676 nucleotides. RefSeq names its product 26S proteasome regulatory subunit rpn-1. NCBI's taxonomy places the organism in Eukaryota, Fungi, Ascomycota, Eurotiomycetes, Chaetothyriales, Cyphellophoraceae. Gene Ontology annotation, molecular function: enzyme regulator activity. Gene Ontology annotation, cellular component: proteasome regulatory particle, base subcomplex; nucleus; proteasome storage granule. The transcript has 3 exons. Gene Ontology annotation, biological process: proteasome-mediated ubiquitin-dependent protein catabolic process; regulation of protein catabolic process. The coding region runs from base 1 to 2676 and encodes 891 amino acids. The record is from RefSeq and is a predicted model, not a curated record.